Messenger RNA from Nicrophorus vespilloides, 1794 nucleotides. Its product is annotated as major facilitator superfamily domain-containing protein 12-like. The record is from RefSeq and is a predicted model, not a curated record. The transcript is spliced from 9 exons. NCBI's taxonomy places the organism in Eukaryota, Metazoa, Arthropoda, Insecta, Coleoptera, Silphidae. Gene Ontology annotation, cellular component: membrane. Gene Ontology annotation, molecular function: symporter activity. Gene Ontology annotation, biological process: carbohydrate transport. Bases 273 to 1712 code for a protein of 479 amino acids.
CACUAACGGCUAACGUAAGAAACCUUUUUAUUGCCACGACCAUAUGGUUACAAAAUUAUUGUUGUUAUGGUAUAUAUAGUAAUGACCAAUGAGAUAAGAGUACUCACUUCCUGGGUUAUGUCUGAUGAUAAGUUCUAUGAGUUCAUGGUGAUUCACUGCAUUAUUAACUUUCUUCGUAAUCUGUAUAACAAUGCAAAUAUCAAAGAAUGCAGGAGAUUAACACAGAAUAAUCGUUAUUGACUCAUAUUGUUUUCAACAGUACAGUAGCAAACAUGGAGUCAAGUGUGCAGCAUCUAAUAAGCAAUGAAUACACAGAGAUUUACAGCAGAAUACCAUUUCGUCUACAAUUAUCCUAUGGAGUAGGACAUGUCUUAAAUGAUGUGUGUGCUUCUAUGUGGUUCACCUAUCUCUUGGUGUUCUUUCAUUUAGUUUUGAAUUUUAGUGCCUCAGAUGCUGGUAUCAUUUUAUUAGUAGGACAGAUUUCAGAUGCUUUGGCAACUCCAUUUGUGGGUUUCCAUUCAGAUCAAUCAGAUGAUUUUUAUAUUUGUAGAUAUGGUAGAAGGAAAAUUUGGCACUUGCUGGGCACGAUCUGCGUCAUCGGUUCCUUUCCCUUUAUAUUUUCCCCUUGUCCCUCAUGCGAGAACAGUCACAGAGAAGCUCAACUUUUUUAUUAUUGCAUUUUCGUAAUAAUAUUUCAAAUCGGAUGGGCUGCAGUGCAAAUUUCGCACUUGUCACUUAUACCUGAACUAACGCCGAACGAGCACGACCGCACAAAAUUGACUGCGAUAAGAUAUUGCUUUACUGUAAUUUCGAAUGUCGUAGUGUAUUUAAUCACAUGGUAUGUGCUGCAUAUAAGCAGUGAUAAUCCAGAUGAUGCCCAGAUUGGACCAAACGACGCACCAGAAUUUCAAAAGGUCGUUUGGAUCGGAUUGGCUAUUGGGAUUUUUGCGUCUUUUAUAUUUCAUAUUUUUGUGAAGGAAAGCAACGGGCAUACAGGAAAUGAUGUACGUGGAGGACAGCUUAGAACAAGCGUUGUUGAUUUGUUAACAAGCGUGGAGGUUUACCAAGUGGCUGUAGUAUACAUGUCUACUAGGUUAUUCGUGAAUUUGAGCCAGGUUUUCAUACCGCUAUACUUGCACGAAACUCUCAAUAUGGCAGCUAGCGCUUUGGCCUUGAUACCUUUAGUCAUGUUUAUUGGAAGUUUUGCAACUGCAAUGACUAUUGAAUUUUUAAACAGGGUUUUUGGACGCGGGAUAUCAUAUAUAUUGGGGACUAUUCUCGGGGUUUUAGCUUGCGUUUGGAUACAGCUCAGGGAUGGUCAAGAUUUUGUAACGUACGAUAUAUACGCGGUGGCCGUGUUAUUCGGCGCUGGGGGUUCAAUUAUUUUGGUAACCAGCCUUGGAAUCACCGCCGAUUUGAUAGGAGAUAAAACUGGAAGCGGGGCUUUCGUUUACGGCGUGAUGAGCUUCUGUGAUAAACUUGCUAACGGCAUUGCCGUGGUCAUAAUUCAAGAGCUGCACUCUGGGGCAGCGAGUACGUUCUACAGGGAUGUAUUAACUUAUGUUUGCGGAGGUUUCACUAUAAUGGGAUCCUUAGCUGUGCUUACCCUUAUGAAAAGAAGAGGAGGAGGUAGGGAAGGUUAUGAAAAUAUUCCUGGAAAUACCAGUAUUAACGACGACAGCAAUCUACGAGACUCAAUCGUAGUUUCCUAAUUUGGACAGGGUUGAUCCAAUUAUAGUUUAAUAACGAUAUAGAAUAUUUAUACAAUAUAGAGGAUUGUUAAAUACUAAAGAA